AGCUACGUUUGUGUCCUUUAAGCUGCGUUUUUUUAUUUUAUACUCUUAUGUUAUCAAAGUAAGAAUAAUAAUAAUAAUAAUAAUAUAAUUAAAACUGUGCCAGCUAAGUUACACACAUCAUUUAAUGUGUCUAGAAUGAGAAUUAGAGUUUUUAAAAUGUAAAUGACUACUCUGACUUUGGGAGCCACCGCCUGUAAGUGUGUGUUACUGUGUCAGUCUGGUGGAUUAAACCAUUACAUCCCAUAUAGAAACACGCGGACACGUGUAAGCCUCAGUCUGUGUACACAAGGAUCCGCAGAGGAAAGUCUCUGGACAGGUACUUCGCUAAAGGCUAAACUGAUUCAUUCAAGGCCUUUAGUGGUUUUUACUCUGAAGGCUGACUGGCACUGAUAUCCUACCGGCAUUGAGAUCUCAUACAGGAAACCACUUAAAGUUUGUUCGAUAAAGAAGAGAGUUUGUUUUCUUAGUGUUUUGAUUUAUCAUUAGUAAACGUUUCGAGUAAAUUUAAGAAAGUACGUUACUCGGAUCCUCAUUUUCUCCCUCUCUGUUCAUCUGGGAGUCGAAUGGCCUCUGUUGUUACAGUGAAGACAGAGAAACGUCCUUCCCAUGACUCUGAGGAUGGCGACACAGUGGCUAAGAAGGCCAGGAAGUUGUUGCCCAGCCUGAAGACCAAGCGUGCACCUGAGCUGGUGUUGGUGAUCGGCACGGGGGUGAGUUCAGCCGUAGCUCCUCAGGUGCCCGCGCUGCGCUCCUGGAAAGGUCUUAUCCAGGCGCUUCUAGAUGCUGCUAAUGACUUUGAUCUGCUUGAGGAGGAAGAGAGCCGCCGCUUCCAGAAAAGUCUGCAAGAAGACAAGAACCUAGUGCAUGUUGCUCAUGACCUCAUCCAGAAACUUUCACCACGGACAGGAAAUGUACGCUCCACCUUUUUUAAAGACUGCCUCUACGAGGUGUUUGAUGACCUGGAAUGUAAGAUGGAGAAUGCUGGGAAGCAUCUCCUCCGCUCUGUGUUGCAGUUGAUGGAAAGCGGCGCUUUGGUCCUCACCACCAACUUUGAUAAUCUACUAGAGAUCUACGCUGCCCACCAAGGGACCAAGCUGGAGUCUCUGGAUCUCACAGAUGAGAAAAAGGUUCUGGAGUGGGCCCAGGAGAAGAGAAGACUGAGCGUACUCCAUAUUCACGGUGUUUACACCAACCCCAGCGGCAUCGUACUGCAUCCUGCUGGCUACCAGAAUGUUCUGAGGAACACAGAAGUCAUGAGGGAGAUCCAGAAACUCUACGAAACAAAGUCUUUUGUGUUCCUGGGCUGCGGAAGGACAGUGGACGACACCACCUUCCAGGCGCUGUUUCUCGAGGCGGUCAAACACAAGUCCGACCUGGAGCAUUUCAUGCUGGUGCGGCGAGAGGACGUGGGCGAAUUCAAGAAGCUCCGAGACAACAUGCUGGACAAGGGCAUUAAGGUCAUCUCAUAUGGCAACGAAUACGCCGACCUGCCGGAGUACUUUGAACGACUGGCCAAUGAGAUUUGCAACCGGGAUGUGGACCGGGACGUGGUGAUCAAUGGUUGGGGAUCUCCCAUCUCACAAGGCGAAGAAAGCCAAAAUGGCUUUACGACCCAGAAAAACCUCGUGCAAGUGCAUGCUUCUAGAACCAUAGAACCAUGAAUGCAGCACAAGAGCUUCUGUUGUUUUAUACUCACCUUCCCACUGUCCUCUGCACCCGUGGCUUCCCGUGAUGAAAUGAGCUGAUGCGUACUGUUGUAACGAGAUCUUCAUUGUAGCUCUUCCUCUCUCCCUGUCCAGACUACCACUCGUGACACAAGUGGCAGUCUGGGAACGUUUCCACAGCUCCGUCGCCCCGUUCCGCUCGGAUCUGGUAUGACUAGAUCUUCACGCACAACAGACUCAUUUCUCAUACUUAAGCCGAGCGCCGCCAGUACCGGUUCGCUUCACGCGGGAAAGGCGUCAGUAAAAGCACCACCAAGCAAACUGUGAACUCCUGCAACUCAGAAAAUGUUUAUGUGAGUGAGGGAGAUUUUUUUUAAAUGUGGUUUUAAGUGAAGUGUGGACCAAGAAUGAUGUUUAAGGCCAGUCUGAUCUUAAACAUGAACUGUCAAAUACCAAAACAGUUGAACUGGAGAGUUGUAGCAGUGCAGUGUCACUUCCCAUUUUUCACAUCAGUAAAUGCACCAGCAAUAUUUAAAUGGUCAUUGUGUGAACCACACAAAAUUAUCAAGAAAUGUCCAUGUCAUAUUUCACACCUAAAUAAGAAUGUGUGUGUGUAUCAAUUUUGGACUGUUAACACAAUUAAUUUUGCAUUGCAACAUUAUUUCUUAUCAAACUUAAAAACUGCCCACCUUUAUGUUUGCAUUUACUGGAAUGUAAAAAAAAAAAAUCCUAAUUUCUGUAAAAAAAAAAAAAAAAGUAUUUGUACUAUUUUACAUAGUACAGUACAAUUGUAUGUUUAAUAAUAGCAUUUGCUGUGCUGAAUAAUGAAUUGAAAUACUGAUUUUAUAAAAAUGUAGUUUUCAUUACUUUUGCAAAUAAGAGAAAAGGCAAUACCGUACACUACCAGUCAAACGUUUUUGAACAGUAAGAUUUUUAAUGUUUUUUAAAUAAGUUUUUUCUGCUCACCAAGCCUGCAUUUAUUUGAUCCAAAGUACAGCAAAAAAUGAAAUAUUUUUACUAUUUAAAAAAAACUAUUUUCUAUUUGAAUAUGUUUUAAAAUGUAAUUUAUUCCUGUGAUUUCAAAGCUGAAUUUUAAGCAUCAUUAUUCCAGUCUUCAUUCUAAUAUGCUGCUUUGAUGCUCAAGAAACAUUUAUUAUUAUUAUUAUUAUUAUUAUUAUUAUUAUUAUUAUUAUUAUUAUUAUGUUGAAACCAGCUGAUUUUUUUUUCAGGAUUCUUUGAUGAAUAGAAAUAGAAAUAGAUCUAAAAAAGAUCUAAAUGUCUUUAUCAUCACUGUUGAUCAAUUUAAAGCAUCCUUGCUAAAUAAACAUAUUAAUUUCUAUAAUUUCUUAUAAAAAAAAUUAUACUGACUCCAGGCUUUUGAAUGGUAUAGUGUAUAAUAUUACAAAAGCUUUUGUUUUAAAUAUUGAUAAUAAUAAUAAUAAAUGUUUCCUGAGCAGCAAAUAAGCAUAUUAGAAUGAUUUUUUAAGGAUCAUGUGACACUGAAGACUGGAGUAAUGAUGCUGAAAAUGUAGCUUUGAUCACAGGAAUAAAUUACAUUUUAAAAUAUAUUUAAAUAAAAAGCAGUUAUUUUAAAUAGUAAAAAUAUUUCACAAUAUUACUGCUUCUGGUGUAUUUUGGAUCAAAUAAAUGCAGGCUUGGUGAGCAGAAGAGACUUUUAAAAACAUUAAAAAUCUUACUUUUUAAAAACAUUUGACUGGUAGUCUAUAUACACACACAAAAGCAAAUUGUGACGUUUUGUCUCACAGUAUCUCACUUUUUUUUCUCAAAAAUUUAAGAUAAAAGUCAGAAUUGCAAGAUAUAAGCUUGAGAUAUAAGCUUGUAAUUUUAAGAAAAGUCUGAAAUGUUAGAUAUAAACUCGCAAAUGCACUAAAAGUAUAAGAUAAAAAGUUGCAUUUACCUUUUUAUUUUUUAUUCUGUUGUGGAAACAAGCUUCCAUAUUACAGUAUACACACACAUUGUUUUUUAUUGGUUGAACGAUGACUCAGGACAUUCCUUUAUUACUAAAUACGUCCUGUAAGGAGGAAAUGCAAUAAAAGCACGGUCACGGUGACUGAGAUGUGAAUCAAAAUUCAUGUGAUUUCUCAGGCUUUACUUAGAAGCAUCUCAGCUUCCUUCAAUCUACUUGAACUUGUCACGAGACUGAGGAUAAUGAUGUAAUGCCAUCAUUCUUCUCAAGCCACACAACUUUCAAUACAUUUUAUUGCACUUUGACAGUCCCCAUUUAUAGUCAUAUAAAUGCUUGGUCAGUAAUGCUCAAAAGAAGAUAUGUGAACAGUUGUUUAUAACUCUUUUGUAUUUUAACUCCAGUGGUCCACUGUUUUAUCAUCUCUGUCCACAAAUGUCUUUUAGGUAUUUAUAUGCUAUUUUAAAAUAAAGCAUCUGUUUGGUACCAAAUGUGUUGUUGUCAUUAAUGAAAGCAAAUACAUGCAGUGAAUUUGUUUUCAGAAAUUACAUCGACACACCUCAUUUUUUAACGCAUGAGCGAGAGCAGACAUU
Messenger RNA from Labeo rohita (rohu), 4181 nucleotides. RefSeq names its product family with sequence similarity 118 member B (gene siral1). The record is from RefSeq and is a predicted model, not a curated record. NCBI's taxonomy places the organism in Eukaryota, Metazoa, Chordata, Actinopteri, Cypriniformes, Cyprinidae. The transcript has 8 exons. The coding region runs from base 564 to 1661 and encodes 365 amino acids.